CAUUAAGCUUUGCCAAAACUUAAUUGCAAGUUAUUUUAUAAAGGUAACAUCCACAAUGUGUUUCUACUUUUAAGGUUGAACUGAAGGGGAGACUGUUUAAUGGCUACAACAGUACAAAAAAAAACCCUAGUAAUUUGUGCGUGUUUGUGUGUGUUCCACUAAACUCUAAGUAGGAUUUUAGAGUUCGUGGUUGUUUUCACGUUUAUUGCGAUGUUCUUAUUAGUCUCGAUGUUUGCAGUUUGUUGUUGCGCAACGCGAAGCUCGACGUCAUUCACAGCAAAUAUAUUAACCUGACAUUAACAAAAACACAGCAGGAUGGAUCAUCCGGGAAACGAUGGACAGGGAGAGUCUGACUAAAACUAAUUGGCGGUCAGACAAAUUCUGGGGUUUAUGUUUGCUUAUUUCCAAGCCCAAAAACCGCAACCAGCGACUCAUUACAUUUGCUAGCGACUUUAAAAAAAAACGAGCCCAAAGCCGUUUAUAAUAAUCGGACUUGGCGACCGAAACUCAAAAUAGUUACCGUUUUUCCAGCAACAAAAUGCCCAUCUCCCUCCAUUGUUUACAAUUCUGUCGCUGCUGAUACUGUCGCAUAGAAACGGCGAUCGCUCCCCAAGACGCACAAAGGAAAUAAAGUUAAAUUACAAAAGAAAAUAGUAACGCAAAGUGGUUUCGAUAAGUAACUGUAGUCUGACUACUGGAUUUGAAAUAGCAACGCGUUAGAUUACUCGUUACUGAAAAUAGUGGUCCGUUACUAAGUAACGUGUUACUGACAUCACUGGAUAUAACAUGCAGGAUGGGAGACUGAAUUAAUUACUGUUUGGUAAUCAAACAUUCAAGUGACGUUUGAUUGCUAUUGUCUGUUAAAACAUUUCUCCCUGUAGACAGAUAUUUCUUAAUAUAUCUGUGUAGGUGUUUAAUCUGUUUUUCUUUGUAGUAAAAGAAACUGUUACAAUGUGUUAUAUGAAUUGUAAAAAAAGAAGAAGUAUAGGUCUGUUGUGGGAAUUUAGUGAAAUCAUGAUUUAACAAUUUGGGGAGAGUAUAACUUCACAUAGGAUCAGGUUUGUUUUUUCCCCUUUAAUAGAUAAAAUAAUCUAAAGUAAACUGACUGCAGUGUUCACGAAUGUUUUCUCAGUCUUAUAUUUUUUUUAAUCUCAAUCAUGUAACAAAAAUGUUGAUAUGUAUUACAUUUAUAUGUAUUUAUACAUUCAUAUGUGUUUGUCCUAUGGCAAAUACUUGUGUCUGUGACUGUUCAAGACUGAUUCAACCACCAGAGGACUUCCCCAAUACAGUACAAAACUGGCUCAAAAAGAACCGUUCAGUUUAAAAGAUGAUUCUCAGCGUCAUCCCGUCUCUCUGAUGCCACCAUAGGUUGCAGCGGGGUAGUUGGUAUUGGAUCUCCGGAGCGGAUUCAUUAUACUGGCCCGUUCUCCCUCCAAUCCACGGCCUGCUCACCCAGACUGGCACACCCACCCAGCCGUCAGCGAGGGGAGAGUCAUGUGGGCCUUCCGGGCUUCCUGGUCCUCAGCUCCGCCUCGCGUUGGUUUGGCCGGACAGGGGGAAACACUUCACAGUUAAAGAACAAAAGCAGCAACGGACCGACCGAGGGGGAGGAACAAACGGCGACUCACAUUCAGCCUUUUAAUCUCCCGAGUUGGAUAUUUGUGUCCCUGACCGAGAAUUAACCAGCGAUUGAACUCCUACGGCUGGGGACAAACUUGGUUGCGUCGUAUCUUUGAAUCCUGACUGUAAUCCGUCGAGGUGCUUGGUAAAAAAUAAGACAAGGGUCAGCCAAAUAGAUGGACGGUAUUGUUUCCUCGCCUCGGUGCCUCCAACUUCGAUCAUAUAUACCCUAGUAGUGUGGAGUAGGCUCAGUUUUUCUGGUUUACGUGUCACCAGAACGGACCCUGGGGAUUAAGGGGUAUUUCGGCAAUUUCGGUUUCUGUUGCCAUAUCUUUUCCUGUGAAGAGGCCUCUCUCAUCUCUCAGGACUGAGAAACUUGGAAGUGAAAUAAAAGCCUGACCAGCUAGGAUGGCGGAACAUAUUUUGAUAGCCGACAUGGCGUCGUAUACCGAACGUAACGGCAGAGACAGACGACUUGUGGACCUAGAUGAGCCUUUUGAAGUGGAUAUGACGGAGCCAGAGCGUGAAGAAAAGGCAGAGACCAAACGCUCUUCCAAGAAAUUGCGGCACUCCCCCAGCUCAGCAGAAAGCAGUGCCAGUGGCGUGGCUAGUUUCACCACCAACCAUAACUCUGUAGUGUGCCUGCCUCUGGUCUCAGAGGGGCUCAAACUGGUAUGGACCCAGUCCGAUCAGACCCGAGAACUGGACUCAAUCCCAGAACUUGUCAAUGCCUUUAACUUGUUUCCAUACCCAUCGUCCAAAGAGGUUAGCACACUGGCUCGGGUCUGUGUGUUGCCACUGGACAAAGUUAAGGUGUGGUUCAUGGUGCAGAGGAUUAAAUAUGGCAUCAGCUGGUCUUCUGAAGAGAUAGAGGAGACAAGGAGGAAGUUGGCUGUGCCUGAGCUUUGUGAGGACUCCGCUGAAACAAACGGAGCCAAUUUAAAAACCAAGAGCAAAAACUUAGAUGAGGAAAAGGACAGCGAUGAGGAGGAGAGUGAUCUCAUUGGUUUUGUACCUGAAACAAAGUUGGCAAAGUGUGAGUCUCCAGAUUCACAUAAAUCUACUCCUCCAUGUUUUAGGUCCAGUCUCCCACCUCCUCAGGAUUCAUAUUUCUACCGCUCACCAGCAGACACUCCAGCGACCACAACAGCUGAUGCCUCCCCUGACCUCUCAGAGUCCUCUUCGCAACAGUACCGGCACGGGCGCUACAAAAAGUCAAAAGCUCAACUCGCUGCCCUGCGCAAAAGCUUCCUAAGAGAGAACUGGCCUGCAGAGCCUGAGCUCAAGCGUUUGCAGGAAGAAACGGGUCUGAGCCGCAAUGACAUUCGCAAAUGGUUCAGCGACAGUCGUUAUCAGCUAAGAGUGGGUCGUGGAAGCCUGGCAGCAGCCCAGACCUUUUCUCACCAGGCUUCUGUUGGGAGUAAACAUGAACCACAAUCUCAAACUCAGCCUCUUUCACUUACUAACCAAAAAUCUCGUCAAGUAAACGGGGUGAAAAGCCAUGAGGGAAGCCGGAAUAACGGGAUCAGAAAUUCACAUUUCUUUCAGACUUUUCUGUCAAACAGUCUAGAAGCAUUUGGGGAAAAGCUCCAAGAGCCACAAGCAAAUGACGUUAUAGAAGAACUUUCGGGAGAUACUUUCAAAGAGGAGCAAGAAACUGAAGAAGAGCCGCUACAGUUGACCAAGACCUGCAAGAUUGAGCCAGAAGUUGUAGAGUUAAAGUCUUCUCCUUGCUCUUCCCCCUCUCGCACUCCACCGCCUACCGCCUCCCCCACCAAAACAUAUUCACACAGAAUCCGUGCAUCAAAGAAGUCGGUGCAUUCAACUAAAGCCAGUCCUUCACAGACAACCACUUGCUUGUCAGGCGCCUCCACGUCCUCAUCCCCUGCACUCACUCCUGCAGGACGUCCUCGAAAGACCAAGGAGCAGUUGGAUGUGUUAAAGCAGCACUUUUUGAAGUGCCAGUGGCCCACAAGUGAGGAAUACACUGAACUCGUCAAACUCACAGGUUUACCCAGGGCGGAUGUUAUUCAGUGGUUUGGCGACACUCGCUACGCCGUCAAAAAUGGCCAGUUGCGCUGGGUGAAGGGCGUCCGCGAGCAGUUCUUGGCAGAACUUGCUGCCCAGCAAAGCGGCAGCGGCCUGUCGAACGGCACCGGAACGUCAACUCGUGGCGGGGGAGGGCGCAAACGAAAACUAAGCAGAGCAAGUACAGAUUCUCCCGAUAUCCAGCCACUGGUAUCUUAUUACCUUACGACAGGCACACUAAAUGAAAAAGACCUUGACCUACUAUGCAAGAAAUCAAGAAUGAGCUACCAGCAAGUGCGAGACUGGUUUGCGGCUCAAGAAGUUGGGGAAACUGAUGAAGAAAUUGUUGUGGCUUAGGACCUUUUUCUUAAAAAAAAAAAAAAAAAACUCAUCUGCCCACCCCCUCACACACACCCACACACCUUUAACACAACAGAUGUGAUUAUUGCUGUGGUUCAUGUUGCUUUAAUUAAGGCAGGUUUGUAAAAUCCAGUCUUCCCUAAACAAGCCCAAAGUGUGGUUUGUGUAUUUUUUUUAUAUAGAUAUGCUGCAUUUCCUGUUUAUUCUAAUAUAUUUAGAUCUGAAUUAUAUUUCUACUGGCUCAGUUGCUGUAAAUAGAACAGUAACCUCUACACUGGGUUGCUAUAUUUUUGACCUCCUUUUCGUUUAGAUAUCACUACAGUUGUUUUUUUUUCUAAUGUAUUCUAUUUGUAGCAGUAUAACAUAAUCAGGUAACUAGCUGUAGAGCCAGAAAAAAAACGGCUACACUGACAAACUAUUGACUGAUCAUUCCUUUCUAGCCAUUAUAUUGUAUUCAUGAAAAGCACACUGGACUUGCUCCUUAUAAUAUAACAUCUUGCACUUUGGUUUUCCAACCUGCUGCCCCGAUGCUAAUAAUAUACUAGUAUUUCACAAUCUAUACUCCUGAUUAGUGUCAUUAUUUUUACUCCUUGCUGUAGAACUUGUUUUAAAACAACAGCACGGUACAUCUCAUAUGUGUAAUGCAUUUCCGAAACAUUUCCUAAAUUGCUCCUCACUCUGUGGAGGUGUUUUACUUACCAUUUGAAUGCCUUGUCAUUUGCAUUCUGCAGCAUGUUUCGAACAGUAAAGGUUGAACCGGGUUGCAGGAAUUACAUCCGUUGCAUAGAUGGCAGACUUGCUACAUUACUAGACGAUGAGUUAGUUAGCAUUUCAUAGGCAUAGGGUGUAAUUUUAUAGUUUAAAAUGUGGGCAGAAGGUGGGUUUUGAAGUAGAAGCGAAAAUGAACCAAAAUCCAAAGACUGGUAACAUUUCACACAGAGUGACAGAACAAUAUAAUCGGGGUCAUACGUUCACAAUAUUUAAGUACUUCUUGUUGACUUUAGAAAUUGAUGUCGGCUUUAAAUGGAGUUCAGCUCUUUGCAAACUUCGUCCAAAGGUCAAACGGCCAGAAACUCGACAAAGUGGCGUGUAUGACUAAAGUUUUUCCUCCUGUUGCUCAUGAAAAGGUAACGCAACUGUCAUGCUGUUGAUGUAAAUCUGUACAUGUAAAGUCUUCAAGUUUAUUUUAUUGUAUUUUUUUUUUCCUGUUUUAAAAAGAGAAAAUCUCAUUUGCACAAUUGUGUCACUGGAAAAUAGCUAAGUGUUUUUGCCAUUAUAAUCAAGUGUACAAAGAUUUGUUUGUGUGUGUUAUGAAUACAGACACCUGUGACGACUUCUUGCUGUGUAAAUUUUGUUCUGAAAUUGUCCUAUAAAAACGACUUUUACUAAUAAUUAGUUACAACGUGCAUUUCAAGGAAAGUAGACUGUUAAAAAUCAAGCCAAAGUUUACAUAGAGGUUUUAAUCCAGGUGAACAAUACGGCAAGGUGUUUCAACAUUGGGGAAUACCCCUUCCUUUGCAAAGACUUAAGGUUGUAAAAUGCUAAUGUUGUUCAGGCUCACGUAAAUAAAUCAACUAGUGGGUGUCAUGCACAUCAAAGGCAUUCCCAGCAAGAGCGGUGAGUUAUUCACUGUCUGGGUGAGUGAAGUGAGAUUCCAUUCAUAAAUGGGAACUGGAAACCAGGAGUCUGGGUUCUGGGAAGGACACAAAUGAACUGACUCAUUUCUACGGCGGAGAAAUUCUUACCCAUCAUCACUUGUGACAUGAGGCUGCAAGGCCAAAAGAUCCCUGGAAGUCGUUACCUUGUAGGAGUGCCAAAAGAUGGUGACGUUCCUUAACGGGAAAAGAUGGACAAAUUGUAUAACUCCGUUUCAAAUCGACGUUUGUAUGAUCGACGUUGAAUUGAGUCGCCGACAAAUUAGAUUUUCAGUCACACUCACUGAAUUCGUGAAGAGAGCUGUGGCUGGAGAUGGAAGCAAUGGAUCCAGGAGUCUGAUUAAGAGGAAGUAGAAUCGAACCCUUUUUAUAUUUUAUGCAACAAAGAUGAAAAAUGUUCAAGUGUUUGUGAACUUGGGAAUAAAUCCACACUUACAGUGAGAGAAAUGCCUCUAUCCCUGGUCCACCUCUGAGACUCUCCGGAGCCGACAUGACUGAGGCAAGAUGCAUUUUAAAGUGUUUUACAACUGCAUGUCAGGAAAUCCGAACAUCAUUGAAAAGUUAUUUAAUUUCGUUGCAUUAAAUAAAAACAGGAAAAUCAUAACAUACGUGACACACAGUGACAAAUUCCAAUUGGGUUUUUUUUUGCAAAUGAUUACGACUUGCAGCUAAUGAAAACUCCAAAAAUCAAAUUUCCAGACAAUUUGAAUAUUGCGGAGGCUUGUAAAAAUAGAUUUCCUAAAAGAAAGUGGACAGACUGAUGAUUGCUAAACCACGUGAUGGUGAAGGCCACAACAUAAUAUCCCUAUGUAAAAUAGCCUCCAUUGGCCCUUUACAUAGUAUUGACUUUCAGCAAACUAUAAUCAUCAAAAUUAACUAGUAACUAUUGAAAUUAAAUUCAAAAAUACUUUAAUAACCCCAAAGGGAAUGGAUUGAAUUACUAAAAUAAAUGGCAGUCUAAUUUAUUGCGAAGAGUUUGUAUAAAACUGAGGGAAAAGGUACAUCUCAAAAUUUUUUUUAGUAAUAUGUAAAAUAGUUCAAUAAUUUUUUUGUCAUUUCAGAAAGUAAAACUGUUGUAUGUCUUUAUCACACAUAGAAUGAAAUAUUUCAAAUCGUCAUUUUCAUGCCUCUCUUACGUAUGACGAAAACUCAAAAAAUUCCGUUUCUUAGAAAAUUAUAUUACAUUGUGAAAUGUCAGGCUUGUGAAAAGUAUGUUUGCAAUUAAUACUUAGUUGGGUCUCCUUUUCAAUUAAAACUUUCUGCUGUCUUUC
This is a messenger RNA of Xiphophorus hellerii (green swordtail), 6934 nucleotides long. It is a transcript of the gene homeza, whose product is annotated as homeobox and leucine zipper encoding a. NCBI's taxonomy places the organism in Eukaryota, Metazoa, Chordata, Actinopteri, Cyprinodontiformes, Poeciliidae. The coding region runs from base 2029 to 4005 and encodes 658 amino acids. Gene Ontology annotation, molecular function: DNA-binding transcription factor activity, RNA polymerase II-specific; DNA binding. Gene Ontology annotation, biological process: regulation of transcription by RNA polymerase II. The transcript is spliced from 3 exons. Gene Ontology annotation, cellular component: nucleus. The record is from RefSeq and is a predicted model, not a curated record.